UUUUCCUUUGGCUUAAACGGUUUCUGUUGCGACGAAACGUUUUGAAACAGAAACAGCGCAAUUAAUGAAUCCCUGAUGUUGCAGUUUAUUGAGAAGGGGCAAUAGUCCAGAGAGUUUAUAUUCGGUAUUAUCUGUGUCGCUUUUAUUAGAAAAUUAAUUAAAACAUAGGCCUACAUCCUUCGUUAUUCGAAUAACCUACACUGACUGAGUCAGUUCAACCUUCACCGGCUCUGUGGACUUCGAACUCCCAUUACACCUGUCUUCACAACAAGGAAGUAUUGAAUCCUUCGUUCGUACCUUUUGAAAGGAAGCCAUUUCUCAGCAAGCUCACUGGUAAUGGUAUUUGAUAACAUCAGCUAAAUCAUCUUUAUUUCUAUUAAUUAUUCCAUUCCAAAUGUAUUUUUGAGAAAGGGCACGAUUUAUACCUGCCCGUUCUAUUUGAAGUUUAUUUCGCUCAAAGUGGAUACUCCAGUAACGUUAGGUCAACGCCAUCGAGUCUACAGACAGCUAAGAUGAACAGCACCUCAGAGGAGAUGGCGAUGGACUCGGAGGUCCCCCAAAAUGAGUCUCUCAUACGUUUCGCGUCCCCAAUUCUUAACAAGUCAGACAUAUCCAACAUGACAAUAAUUCAAACAGGGAAUGGGACUAUUGUGGCACACGAUAUCUUCUUGAAUACGACUGCUGCUCAAGCUCUGUCGGGGAUCUUUGUCUGGUCAGCACUGCUCCUCACUUGCCAUCAGAUCUACACACACCUGAGGUCCUACACGGUCCCUAACGAGCAGCGCUACAUCAUUCGCAUUCUUUUCAUCGUGCCAAUCUAUGCGUUCGACUCCUGGCUCAGCCUGCUCUUCAUCAGCAACGACCAGUACUAUGUCUACUUUGACUCCGUCCGAGACUGUUAUGAAGCAUUUGUGAUUUACAACUUCCUGAGCCUGUCCUUUGAGUACCUCGGGGGAGAGAGUGCCAUCAUGUCUGAGAUCCGAGGGAAGUCCAUUGAGUCGAGCUGUAUGUAUGGUACCUGCUGCUUAGGUGGAAUAAGCUACUCUAUUGGCUUUUUAAGAUUCUGUAAACAGGCCACUCUUCAGUUCUGUGUCGUCAAACCCAUCAUGGCCGUCAUCACCAUCCUCCUGCAGGCCUUUGGCAAAUAUCAUGAUGGAGACUUUAAUGUGAAUGGAGGAUACCUCUACAUCACCAUCAUCUACAACAUCUCUGUCAGCCUGGCCCUGUACGCUCUCUUCCUCUUCUUCUUUGCUACCAGUGACCUGCUGAGGCCUUAUGAACCCGUGCUCAAAUUCCUCACCAUCAAAUCUGUCAUCUUCCUGUCCUUCUGGCAGGGUAUGUUGCUGGCCAUCCUGGAGCGCUGUGGGGUCAUCCCUAAUGCCCUGUUUAUCGACGGCCAGGAGGUGGGGGCCGGCACAGUGGCAGCAGGCUGGCAGAACUUCAUCACCUGCAUCGAGAUGUUCUUCGCUGCUAUCGCCCUGCGCUACGCCUUCACCUGCACCGUGUACCAGGAGAAGAAGAACGAUCUACCAGGGACACACGACAACAUCGCCCCCAUGCAGAGCAUCUCCAGUGGUCUGAAGGAGACGAUGAACCCUGGGGACAUGGUCCAGGAUGCCAUCCACAACUUCUCCCCAGCCUACCAGCAGUACACCCAGCAGUCCACCCAGGAGGUGGUACAGCCCAGCCAGAACAACGGCAAGGCAGGCACAGGCGGCAGCAACAAGAGCUCCAAGAAAUCUGACAAAGUCCUGCUGAUUAUCUCUGAUGACGAAUUCUAAGGAGUCGCCCACCACCACGGGUAUCCAUGUCUUUGUUUCCUCACCACACCCAGGACAACACUGGCACAGCAUAUCCCACUGUCAAACCUGGCAUCCGUCUGUGUGGUUUAUUUUCAUCUUCUUUCAUUUCAUUUCUUAAGAUGAACUCUUUACUCUCUUUAUUCUUGCAGGAAAGAUCAAGAAGGGAACUGAAAUGAAGAUUUUAAUAACCUUAUGAGAUGCCUUUUGUUUCUGCCUUGCUAGUCAUGAUACUAUGGGGAAAAUAGCCUGUCUGCUGAGCCGUUUCAGACAUGGCAGGUAGUGAUGCAAUUUUUAUUUUGGUCUUUUCCCUGAUCCUGGUUCGGUCUCUAUCGUAGCAGUGACUGAGCUCUUCUCUGGCCGCUGAAGUAUGUACUCCACUCUCUCUGAUUCAUGGGAGUUUCAAAUAGGAGCUGAUUAAUGUACGACUUCAGGAGGGAACCCAGGAAUCGUGCCCGUCAUGGCUGGCUCUGACACUUCAAGGACCAUCUCUUGCAUUUGCGUGUUUGAAGUAUUUGCUCAGCAGUCCUCUGUUGAGUCUCCUGACGAACUGAAUUAUUUUUUCAAAGACACAACUGACUUUGGAGCAGGAACUUCAAACUCUAGACUUUGGCGCUUUGAAAUCCUUUGUAUCUAACAUGCCACAGACAAAUUGGAGGAUAAGGCCGACUCCCACCAACUUGGAGGGUUGUGGUAUUCUCAUUAAUUUUCUCAGCAUGGAUUUCAGUGUAUAAUUCAGCAGAGCUCUACAAUGUUAACCCUAAAAAAAAAAACAUUUGCAGUAUUGUAAAUAGUUUGAGUAGAACCUUUAUAGUUUCUGAUGUUCGUAUUAUUGUUCCUUUCAAUUCACUGAAGAUAACAUUUGUACAGCAAUUGUUUGAUUGGUUUAAAUGUUAAAUUAUGCAGUGUACUUUGGUCUCAAUGUUUAAUUUUUAAGACAUGUUUGCUGUUAUGUUUACCUUAAUGACAAAGUUUGAUAAAUUGCUAUAUUGUAAAUAAGCUAUGUAGUAUUAACAAUGUGUUUUCAGUGAUUUCUGCAGAUCAGUUUGACAUUUAAGUUGGUUUCAUGUCAUUAGAAAAUAAAUAUUUUGUUUCUGUUUGUGGCAAAUUGUGAUAGAGGGACACCAUCUACCCUAUCAUUUUGAACUGUGUUUAAGUUAGGGAAAUUAUGUGCAAUGUAAUCACUUUUCCAUACCCCAUGUGCCAAUUAUUGCUGCCUUACUGGGAAAGCAGAAACAGAUGUAGAGUUGGAUAUAAAGUGAUCACUGAGAUGUAGUGUAACUAUGGUGUCUAUUACUGAAUUCUGGUUUAUUUGGUUGUCACAUUUUUGCACUCAGGUAAAAUAAACGAUUAAAGAGAUGUUCUGGGA
Messenger RNA from Oncorhynchus tshawytscha (Chinook salmon), 3168 nucleotides. Its product is annotated as transmembrane protein 184B. NCBI's taxonomy places the organism in Eukaryota, Metazoa, Chordata, Actinopteri, Salmoniformes, Salmonidae. The transcript is spliced from 9 exons. Gene Ontology annotation, biological process: transport. Gene Ontology annotation, cellular component: early endosome membrane. The coding region runs from base 513 to 1781 and encodes 422 amino acids. The record is from RefSeq and is a predicted model, not a curated record. Gene Ontology annotation, molecular function: transporter activity.